GUGAUCAUUUGGUUACUCUUUCACUUCAGGCUUGAAGCAGGGAGUGGUCCGACUUCCUCGGGUCUUACAUGGUAUUGGCAAGGGCGACGGACGAUGUGUUCGACAAGGUGCAACAAGUGUAUUCUGCUUGGGAGAGUGGACAAUUGCCGGGGAGAGAUGGUGUGAAGCCUGCCACCAAACAAGGUGAAUCAGGGAAAGCGCCGAGACCUGACCCCGGAUUCGAGUUGGAAAAAGGAGUCAGGGUUCCAGUGCACUGGAUUCAGGGUACUAGAGGACCUGGUUACCUCGUGGCUGUGCGCGAUCCAAAUGUCAGAUCAUGGAAGGCUAUGUCUACGUUGGGAAGGCGUGAGAGGCUUCAACUGUUGCGAGACAUUCUCACGGGAAGUGUCGUACUGGCUCCAAGUCUAAGUAAAGUUGCUCACACUGCCGGGAAACAUUCGAUGGAGACAUACGUGGAAAUGGUGAAGCAGGAAAGAGCAAUGUUGAGAAUGUUUCACUACUUCGUCUUCAUUUCUAACCCUCACAAGAAGCCGUCAGAGUGGAAGGAAUCAUUCUUCGACAACCUUUCUGAUUUGUUCGCUAAGUAUUGUGAUCAAGGAUUGACAUCGGAGAGGUGGAUCGACCAGCGAUGGCAUUUCAAGGAAACGAGUUGGGUGCGAUCAUUUCCGGCUACACUUGGAGGCGAAGAUGAGAAAGGAGAGGAGGGCUUCAAGAAAGCAAAAACGCUUGCAAAUAAAUGCCCCGAAGAGUUCAUUCAAUUUGUCAACAAGUUGUUGCGUAGAUCUGAAACUGGGGGUUCGCAUAGCAUUCGUAUGUCGGGACAAGCGAGAUAUAUACAUUUCCAGAAACAGAACGUGACAUCUUUAUUCAUGCCGUUCCAGUGCGAACCGAGCGAUGUUUCAGACGAGAUGAAUUGUAAGGAGAUGUUUAGGGCCGUCAGACACCUGACGUGCCACACAGUCGUCCUGGAUUUGUGCCGCCCGACCCAGAUGGGUGCGUGGACUGAACAAGUGUUUCAUGGACUCAAGAAGUUCAUGGACAAACUUGGCGGCGAGUAUUGGACAUUGUUGUGCUUCGUUCCACGUCCUUGCAAGUUCACAUUCUUGCGGCGAGUCGCGAUGUGGGACAUUCACUUGGAUCUUCUCAAAUGGACUCGUUUACAACAAACAAAGGGGAAAGGGGCAUAUAAGGUUGCAAACUUGUCUUUGGAGGACACAAACAGAAUGGUGGUCAUCAUGUACUCCAACGACGGGGAUUUUCAUCGCAACACUAUUCCCUUGUUUGAAGAUAUUCAAGCUGCAGGUCCAUCAUCUGCCGAGCGGGUGGCUGACAUAUCGGCACUUGUGUGGAGAGAGAGAAAGCCGAAGAUGUUGAAUGAUGUCGUGGAGAAGAACUUUCUACCAUCAAAGUGGAAAAUGGCAGGUAUGGAUCCACCGGAGAAAGUGGUCUAUGAUGGUAUGGAAAGGGAGCCGAAUGCGAUGGUGGAGACAUUGGAGCAUUUUUGUCCUGCGGAUGAGGCUAUCGUUUUCCUCGGGAAAGGUCAUGCGGGAUUGGUUUGGGAGCUGUUAAAGAGUCACCGUUAUUGCAUUGUGCUGGAAGGGGAGGGUAUGAAGUUCGAGUUCCUCACUCAGUUCAUUGAGAAGAUGGUCAAAACUCAAGAUUACUACGCCGACUUUACUAAGCCGCCUCCUCAACAUGAUGAAGGGCGUGAUCUCGUCUACAAGGUUGGCCAAAACGUUGUCAAUAUUUGGGAGUUUGUCUUCGAAACAAAGCCGCAAGACAGAGGGGAACGUACUUGUGUCCUCAGAAGAAGAAAAGUGGAGAAGCUCUUGAGGGGUUAUCGUAAAGCACCAUCAGAGAAGGAGGUUUCAUUUCUCGACCGCUUGGAGGCAAUGUACUUCGACCAACAAAUCGGGGGGCGUUUACAAUCGCAGGUUACGCGACUUGUUUUGUGGAUAGUGAGGACUUUGAUGUCGACGACUCAGAAGAAGAGAGUGUUGAUGACACUUUACAAGCGGUUUUGGCAGCUGAGAGGCAAAGAGCUUGUAGCCCGGGUUCGCAGAGAAUGGGUGUUCCAGGCACAUCGUCCCGUUCUGGAGGAGCUUCGAGCAUGGCGGUUUCAACGGGUCAGUUAAUGACUCAGCCGCCGACUUCUUCUAUUGUUACGUCGACUCAGAUGGCGGGCAAUACGAUGA
Chara braunii is the source of this 2195-nucleotide messenger RNA. The record is from the annotation of a GenBank genome assembly. NCBI's taxonomy places the organism in Eukaryota, Viridiplantae, Streptophyta, Charophyceae, Charales, Characeae.